CUCGAGGACGCCGGCCUCGCGCACGCGGCGGCGCUCGACGUGAAGAAGACGGAGGUGGCGAGGGCGCGCAAGCGGGCGCGCGCCGUCGAGGGCGACGCGGCGAAGCUGCCCGGGCUGCAGCUCCAGGUCAAGGAGCUCAAGACCAAGGUCGAGGAGCUGCGAGCGGAGCGUGAGAGCGAGAGCGAGAGCGAGAGUGACGAGGAGGAGGGCGGCGGCGCGGCGCAGCAGCGCCGCAAUAAGCGCGGGCGGUUCGAGGCGGGCGAUUGGCGCCUCCGGCCGCUGGAGUGGGCGGCGCUGUCGCGCCGCACGCCACCAGGCGCCGUCCCCAAGAUCAUCAGCGACGUGCUCAACGCGUUGGCGCCCGACGUCGUGUACCACGAGCCGGCCGCGCGGCAGAUGCGGGCGCGGCGCAUGGAGCUCACUAUCGCGGGCGAGUGCAUCAACUACGUGCGCGUGGCCAAGGCGAAGCGCGUCGUCUCGUUCGGCAUCGACGAGUCGAGCAAGUUCGGCCUCGGCGUCGUAUCGACCAAUACGCAGAUCGAGGAGCACGGGGCGGCGGCGGGAGAGACGGUCGACGUAGUGAUGCGCGGCGCAGUGCUCUCCGCAGGUGGCACGUCGGAGGCGCUCGCCGAGCUCGUCGACAAGAAGCUCUUCGCGCACGGGCGGGCGUGUAUUGCGGGCUGGUCGAAGGUCCACGAUGCCAAGUUCGGCGCCGGCAGCUGGGAGCAGGACGGCGGGCCGCCGCCCGACUCGCUGGGCAUGCACCGCCUCUCCGAACACACCGUCAUCAUGGGCGACACCUGCAACGGCGCGGAGAAGCUCAAGCAGCUGCUGGUGGCGGCGGCGGAGUCGGCGGGCAGGGCGGCGGUCGGCGAGGCCGCCUGGGCGGGGAUGGAGCAGGCGGAGCGAGACGCCAAGGUCAAGUCGUACAUCGGGCGCUGCGGGCAGCACCAGCGCAACAUCAUCAUCAACGCGCAGUCGCUCAAGCAGACCGAGUCCCUCAAGGCGGAGCUCGAGGACUCGCUCGACGAUUUCUCCGCGUACGAGCGGAUGAGUGUUGCCGUGAGCGACCUGAUCUACGCGGCGGGGAAGGAGCUGCACACGAGCCAGGCACCGCCCGAGCCCCGCCUCACUAAGCAUCAUACGUAUGCUCUGGGCAAGGGGCGCGAGGCGGACGCCUGGGCGAAGACGGUGCACUCCUCGGCGCCGCACCUCCCGUACGAGCGCCCGGAGGGGAACCGGCAGGAUGGCGUGCUCGACGGCUCGGUGCCGCUGUUUUGGAACAAGCAGCGCGCGCUCGAGUUCUUGCAGGCUCUGAAGGUCCCGGGCGCGGACAACAAGCUCGAGAACUUCCUCCUCACCGUGUUGAGCUGCAACGAGAUGACAGCGGCUUUGCGAGUCAAUGUGCUUUGGAAGUACAUCUUCUCCGAGCCGGCGCGCUGGCUCACCGGCAAGGCCGGCGAGCUCGGCUGGGGGCUCGACGACUCGAGCGAGCUGCUCGACGCCAUCUACGACAUGAUGCAGGCCGUCGCCGCGGACGGCCGCCGGCUGCUCGACCCGGCCUACGACCCCUUCGCCUCCUUCGCGGCCAAGUACCCGGAGUUCGCGGCGUGGCGCACGGCGCACGCGAAGGAGGAGCUCAAGGCGGCGGACGGCACGUCCUACCCGAUCCACGCGAUGGUGCUGGCAGAGGCGCGCGAGCCGACGCGCGCUGGCAACAUCCAAUGCGAGGCACGCGUCAUCACGCUCGCCGAGGAGAUGGCCGAGGCGGCGCUGUUCGCGAUGCGCGACCCGCGGCGCUCGAUCUCGAGCAUGCUCGUGUCGCAGGGGGGCAAGUUCGCCGUCGGCGCUGAUCCGGGCCGCAACGCUGCGACGGCCGGCGCGCACGCGACCAACGACCGCGUCGAGUCGAACUUCGGCUGCCUCGACAUCCUGAUGCGGAUGUGGCGGCACGCGACAGUUGAGUCGGUGUCGGGGAUGGCGCAGCAGAUGCGGAUGCACGACUUCGACCGGCCGCCCAACACCCUACACGACAGACGCAAGCGAAAGCACGCGGCGCAGGCGCACUCGGGGGGCUACUUCUACUCGGGCCUCACCGAGCGGCAGCGCGAGUCGCUCGUCGAGUUCGCGCGACUCGAGGUGGCGAGCGCGCGCGACGCCGGCCGGCAGGCGCUCAAGGCGCAGGCGGCGGAGAAGCUCGAGCGCCGCGAGGAGCGCGUGACCGCGAUGCUCAACAAGGCGGUGGAGCGAUACGCGUACGCCACGUCCGUCGGGUACUUUUCGCGUAUAAAAAUCGGCUGCACGGGCCUUCCAUCUGGUGCUACCAACGGCCUGGCGGCCUCGGAUCCGGCCUCGCAGCUCGACGCGAGCGCCAAGCACGACCAGAGCUGCUCCGGCGUGGUUUGGAGCGAGGCUCUCCGGCGGCCUCAGGGGCCUUGCCGAGGGCCGCUUCAGCGCGGUCACAGUGCCGUGGAGCCGGCCAGCGUGCUCGCAGCCAUGCCGCUGCUGCCUAGCGCUGGCCUGUGA
Emiliania huxleyi CCMP1516 is the source of this 2526-nucleotide messenger RNA. RefSeq lists its product as hypothetical. The transcript has 6 exons. NCBI's taxonomy places the organism in Eukaryota, Haptophyta, Isochrysidales, Noelaerhabdaceae. The annotation marks the transcript as partial. The record is from RefSeq and is a predicted model, not a curated record.